Molecule: messenger RNA, 2436 nt
Organism: Syzygium oleosum
Lineage: Eukaryota; Viridiplantae; Streptophyta; Magnoliopsida; Myrtales; Myrtaceae
Exons: 2
Coding region: 60-2321 (753 amino acids)
Source: RefSeq, a predicted model, not a curated record
UCUAUCGUUUCUUUUUUCAAUUGGAGGCUGAAUAACCAGCGAACUAUUCAGUAGCAAACAUGAGGAAUUUGAUCGAAACGAAGCAAACGACGGCGACGACCGCAAACUGCAAGGCCAGGAGGGGCAAAAUGAAGCCCCCGCCAAGUCCCUUCCAGAUGCUCUUGCAGAUCGAGCUCCUGGUCAUCUCCACCGCCUUCUUGCUCCUCUUCCUCGUCAUCUUCGGCUCAUGCCGACGCCGUUGCAACAGCGACAAGUUCCGGCUCGUCAUUUUCGCGGCCUACACUCUCUCGUCCUACGUACUCGCCUACGCUCUAGGCCUCAUGUACAGUAUUCCGUUCCACAACCCACUAUUCCCCAUCUGGGCAAUGUUCCUGAUGAUCGCCCUCGGGAGCGCAGAUUCUCUCUCCGCAUACAGUCUGGAGGACACCGAGAAGUGGAAGAGCUAUAAUUGGCAGCUCGGGAUCAAAUCGAUCUGGUUGGGCUUGUUGAUAGGCUUGCACAACAACGACAUAUCCAACAAGAUUAUCCUGUUCGCUUGCCUCUUCUUCAUCUGGGCCUUGAAGUGUGACGAGAGGUCUCGGGCCUUGAUGGCGGCAAGCCGGCAGUCUUUGGAGAGGAGCACCAAAGUAGUUGCUGAUUACAUGAGCAGGGAGCACGAAAAUGGGGGUGUUUCACGUGGUGAAGUUGAUCCGGUUAGCAUGAGAGGGUAUAGAUAUGUGGUGAGGGGCGAAGAGGAGAGAUGGGCGAAGAACCUUGUUCUUAUGCGAUUUAUCAAGUGGUGUCUAGGGAAGAAGGAGCCGGCGCCGGCAGCAGGGCUGCCACCGGCACCGCAUUACCGGAUGCCAUUGGAAAAAGAAGAUGAAUUAAUCACUGUUGAGAAGGUGUGGAAGUGUGAAGGGAGGCUCUUAAGCCAAGGAGGAGACCCCCACGACAAGCUCAAAGACACGUGCCUCUCUUUUGCACUUUUCAAGCUCCUCCGUUUGAGAUAUGCUGGCUACUCAUUGCCCCAAAAGGCUCACGAUAAUACAUGGAAGUUGAUUCGGGAUGGAUUGCUCUCGCAAGAAGACGGUUACAAGCGAGCGUUUCGAGUUGUCGAGGUUGAGCUCACGUUCCUUUUCGAUUUCUUGUACACCAAGUACAGUAUCAUAUUCCAGCCCGGCCGGUUGCUGCUCAAAUUGGCGGAGUUCGUGUAUGUCACUCUCGGCAUUUGGUACACAACAUCAAUCUUGAAGAAUUACAGGAAACACUGCGAUAUUAAUAAACCGGCCACUUUGCCGAAUGGGUUGGUAAUCGACAUACUUAUGACCAGGGUGAUGAUAAUCUUGUUCAUCAUAGUGGAGCUCAUGCAGUUCUUCUUCAUAUGGUUCUCGGAAUGGGCUAAAGUUAUAUGGAUCUGCAAGUAUGUGCAGAAGAAAUCAUGGCAAGGAAAUGUGUGGAUUGAGAGGAUGAUCAGAGCGAUAUGUUGGGUCCAGUUGCUGAAGCCUUGGGAGCAAAAGCUUCGUCAGUAUUCAUUCCUCAAGUCGUACUCUUAUAAGCCUUGCAGGUUAUUGAACAACAAGUUGAUGGCGGUCUACAUCGAUCAAACUAGGGAUGGCCAGAGACAGAGCUCGCCGAUUAAAUUGCCUGAAGAUGUGAAGCAAGCGGUGUUUGAUGCUUUGAAGUUGAAUUACGGUACUAAAUUGGAGAAUGGACAGGCCUCACUGAGAGUGAAAAAAGUGUUCGGGAAACUGUCAUGGGCAUGUCAGCUUGAGACAGAGACUCAGGUCAUAAUGGUGUGGCACAUCGCCACUAGCUUCUGUGAGCACCAACAGCCGGUAAGAUCAAACUCGCCCGGAACGAGGAGGAAUUUCCUAGUGGCAACUAGCUUGUCCAAGUAUUUGGCUUACUUGGUUGCUUUCGCUCCACGGCUACUGCCAGAUCACCCUUGCGUUGCAGAGUCCGUGUUCGAUCAGGCGAUUGUCGAAGCCAGGGAGUUCUUUGGGAGAUGCAACAAAACGGAGGACCGGGUUAGGGAGAUGGAGAGGAAGGGCAGAGGUAGUUCUGCGCAUGAAGAAACUGUUAUCAACAGGGGUGCUCGGCUCGGGAUUCAGCUCGUGAAUGAUAUAGAACGCGAGGACAUGAUUUGGAGGAUUCUGGCCGACUUUUGGGUGGAACUGGUGUUGUAUGUGGCCCCUUCAGACGAUGUGAAAGCGCAUGCAGAGCAUUUGACUAGAGGAGGUGAGUUUGUAACUCACUUGUGGGCCUUGCUCUCUCACGCAGGGAUCGAGAGAGAUCAUCCUACUAAGCCGCGCAAUGCACUGGAGAGAAGCAAAAGCUUGUGAACUAAUCCAGUGUAUGCUAGCAUCAGUUGCAAGUGAACGGUGAUUUCGAUAUAAAUGUUGCUAAUGAACAAUUCAGGCGGAUCUCGAGCCAGUCAAUGUGCAAUGAAUUUGAUUA